UCUGUAACUCUAUCGCAUCCCCUUCCAAACCUCUAUAUAAAUAAGUAAAUAAUCUCAAUCUCUAUUGUAUUGUUGUUUAUUGAUUUGAAUUGCUCAAGAAAUAAAAAAGGGGCCUAGAGAUGCUGGGCCUGAGCUUCUCCUUGAUCCAGCUGCUCAUGGAUGUGAUGGUUGCAGGGAUGUCCCUGAUUUUGGUUCUGGGCAUCUUUUCCUUUGUUGCCUCAAUCCUUUGCUCUGCUGCUUUUCUCCAUAACUCCAAGAAUGUUUCUUAGAUCAUCGUGGCCGAGGCCCAGCAGGAAUGUUUGCAUUAAUCAUGUGAAUUCUCAAAGGUGGAUUUUCUGAUGGAAGCCCGGCGCAAUUGGGAGUUUGAAUUUAGUCAUUUGUAUUUGCCGACAUGUAUCUUUCUCUAGGAACUUGUAACCUUAUGGUGUUUCUAUAAUAAGCAGCAGGGAGAAUGAUGUUCAAAGAUGAAACCAGCUUCGUUAUACUCUAGUGUUUGUCAAUGGCGAAAAGUUCUCUCUGAAACUUCUCA
This is a messenger RNA of Asparagus officinalis (garden asparagus), 529 nucleotides long. RefSeq lists its product as uncharacterized. NCBI's taxonomy places the organism in Eukaryota, Viridiplantae, Streptophyta, Magnoliopsida, Asparagales, Asparagaceae. The record is from RefSeq and is a predicted model, not a curated record. The transcript has 2 exons. The coding region runs from base 120 to 269 and encodes 49 amino acids.